This is a messenger RNA of Dioszegia hungarica, 1944 nucleotides long. RefSeq names its product CTP synthase. Bases 1 to 1944 code for a protein of 647 amino acids. The record is from RefSeq and is a predicted model, not a curated record. Lineage: Eukaryota; Fungi; Basidiomycota; Tremellomycetes; Tremellales; Bulleribasidiaceae. Gene Ontology annotation, biological process: pyrimidine nucleobase biosynthetic process; CTP biosynthetic process. Gene Ontology annotation, cellular component: cytoplasm; cytoophidium. Gene Ontology annotation, molecular function: CTP synthase activity; identical protein binding. The transcript has 10 exons.
AUGGUCAAGUACAUUGUCGUCUGCGGAGGUGUCAUCUCCGGUAUCGGGAAGGGUGUCAUCGCGUCCAGUACCGGUCUCCUCCUCAAGACCGCCGGUCUCAAAGUCACAGCCAUCAAGAUUGACCCGUACAUGAACAUCGAUGCCGGGACUAUGGCACCGACCGAACACGGCGAGGUUUAUGUGCUGAAUGAUGGAGGGGAGACGGAUUUGGAUUUGGGGAAUUACGAGCGAUAUCUCGAUAUCAGUCUGGGGAAGGACAAUAACUUGACGACGGGGAAGGUGUACCAGUAUGUGAUUGACAGGGAGCGCCGCGGAGACUACCUCGGCAAGACCGUCCAGAUCGUGCCUCACCUGACCAACGCCGUUCAAGACUGGAUAGAGCGUGUAUCCAAGAUCCCCGUCGAUGAGACUGGAGAGGAGCCGGACGUCUGCGUUGUCGAGCUCGGCGGUACCGUUGGCGACAUCGAGUCUGCGCCAUUCGUCGAGGCACUCCGACAAUUCCAGUUCCGGGUCGGACACGACAACUUUGCACUCAUCUACGUCUCGCUCAUCCCCGUCGUUGGCGGCGAGCAGAAGACGAAACCUACCCAAGCGGGCGUGAGGGAUCUGCGUGGUCUGGGGUUGCUGCCUGAUAUCAUUGCAUGUCGGUGCGAGAACCCAUUGUUCUCAGCGACGAUGGAGAAGGUCUCGAUGUUCUGCCAUGUCUCGCCCAAGCAGGUCUUGGGGGUCCACAACGUAUCGUCGACAUACCACGUCCCUCUCCUGCUGCGGGAACAGGGUCUGCUCGAGUUCUUCCAGAAACGGCUGAAUCUGGGGGAGAUUGCGGUAGGGCCGGAGAUGAUCAAGCGGGGUGAUAACCUCCUUGAGCGGUGGAAGGCGCUCACGAAUGGUCGGGACAGGCUGUUCGACACGGUGUCGAUUGUACUUAUCGGCAAGUACACGUCAUUGCAGGAUUCGUAUAUGAGCGUGGUGAAGGCGCUGGAGCACGCUUCGAUGCGGUGCGGGCGGAACUUGGUUCUUCACUGGGUCGACUCGUCCGACCUCGAGCCACAAGCUCAGAUUGACGAUCCGGUCCGAUACCAUGACGCCUGGAGGCAUGUCUGCUCUGCCAAGGGCAUCAUCGUUCCUGGCGGUUUCGGCGUGCGCGGCACAGAAGGCAUGAUCUCCGCCGUCAAGUGGGCGCGCGAACAAAAGGUUCCCUUCCUCGGUAUCUGCCUCGGCUUUCAAGUCGCCGUCAUCGAGUACGCUCGCAAUGUCUGCGCCCUGGCCGACGCCAACUCGGCGGAGUUGUCGACCUCCACUCCACACCCCGUCAUCUGCUUCAUGCCCGAGAUCUCCAAGACGCAGAUGGGCGGAACGAUGCGGUUGGGUCUGCGCCCGACGGUAUUUGAAAAGGGGACGGAGAAGUCCAAGCUGCGUCGGCUGUAUGGCGGGCGGGAAGUCGCGUGGGAGAGGCACAGGCAUCGGUACGAGGUGGAGCCGAAGUAUGUGGAGAGGCUCGAAGCGGGCGGGAAGGGGCAGAUGCGGUUUGUGGGCAAAGAUGAACGGGGAGAGCGGAUGCAGAUGUUGGAAUUGGACGACCACCCGUACUUCACGGCUCUCCAGGCCCACCCGGAAUUCUGCUCCCGACCGCUCAACCCCUCACCUGCAUUCCUCGGCCUCGUCGCUGCAGCCUGUGGCGGCUCGGUCCUCGCCGAGCAAAUAGCCGCCAAUGACAAUGAAGGAUAUACUGCCCCUCAUCCGGAAUCGGCGAUGGUGGUGCCCGCUUCCGAAGCGGUGACGGACGGUGCCAAGGGCCGGGCGCAGCAAGUCGGCGGGAUCAGGGUUGCGGGGGAUGUGAAGGGGAAGGAUGUGGGAGAGGUGCAGAAGAAGCUGGAGAAGGUGACGCUGGGACAUGAGGGGAAGGCGGGGGAGGAGAAGGGGAGCUUGCCGAAUGGGAUAUAG